Molecule: messenger RNA, 2719 nt
Organism: Parasteatoda tepidariorum (common house spider)
Lineage: Eukaryota; Metazoa; Arthropoda; Arachnida; Araneae; Theridiidae
Biological process (GO): transmembrane transport
Molecular function (GO): monocarboxylic acid transmembrane transporter activity
Source: RefSeq, a predicted model, not a curated record
CUCUUCUCUCUCCUUUUAUCUCAGUAUUUUUAAAAUGUUUCUUAUAAGACAACAUUACAGAGAAUACAAUAGUUUCUUAUGAAUUUAAUUUAAAAAAAUUAUCGCUUUUAAUGAAUUUUUAGUAAAAUUAUAAUGAAAGCUUUGGGUUACAAUAGUCGAACUAGUUGGAUAGCCCUUCUUGCUUGUACUGUUAUCGGAUUUUUUAUCGUUUUGCCAAUGCGUCUGUCUGGAUUGUUUUAUGUCAUUAUCAUAGACAGAUAUAGAACAGAUAGAGAGCUUGCAACCCUUCCUAUUGUUAUCUUUGGAAUAUUGAGAACUCUUACAGGUCCCUUCACCGGUUAUUUAGGACAAGUAUUUGGAUUUCAAGCAGUCACCAUGAUUGGUUGUUUACUAUCAGCUUUAGGUAUUGGAUUUUGCUAUUUUGCAGAAGAUAUCAUAGCUGUAGCAAGUUCUCUCGGCCUCAUAUACGGUUUUGGUCUGUCGUUUGGAAAUACUCUAGUUCCGAAUAUCUUGAAGCUUCACUUCAGCAAAGACAUCAAUCUAAUCAAUGGACUUUACUUGACUGGGUCUUGUUUAGGAGCUGUAAUCAUGUCACCAAUCAUCCAGUAUCUUUCGAAAUCGUAUGGGGAUUCAGGGAUGUUUCUGAUUUUGUCUGGAAUAGUUUUGAAUUGUGUGCCAGCCGCAUUACUUUUAAAAAAUCCUAAUAAUAUAGAAGAGGAGGAGUUGGAAGUUGGAAAUCAAUUAGAUAAAAAAAUGGAAGAUAUUUUCCAUCAAAACCUUGCAUUUGUUGGCGACAGCAAAACAGAAGUGGACACUGAAAUAUAUGCUAAUUUGCAAAGAAAUAAUGAUUUAAUGUUCAAGAAUCAUGAAAGCUGUAUGAAUGAAUUAAAUAAUGGAGGAAAUAUUCAUAAAAAUAAGGAGUUUUCUGUUGCAGCUAAACCAAAUAUUGUAUCAGCUACUACCGUGAAAGAUAAAGGCAUUCUUCAUAGAAAAGAAAAUAAUUUUCAACACAAUUUUGCAGUGGACAUGGAAGUUGAUGAUAUUAACAAUAAGAUCAACAAACAUUGCCAACCUGUCAGUAAUGUGGAGAAUUGUGACGAAAACGAACAAGAAAAAGAUAAAUUAAGUUCAGAGUUCUCAAAAAAGAUUAGACAAAAUAACAUAAGCUUAACUUUUCUUGACGAUAUAAAAACUUUUGAAAAGAAAAUAAUUAGCAUGAAUAAUCAUAACUCAUUUGUUGAUCAUGGUAAAUAUGGAACUAGGAAAGUAGCAAUCAUAAAUGAUGUAGAGUGUAAUGAUAAUACUGAAGUUGAAUCAGGAAAAGAUCUGAACAAAUACGAAGAUUCACGAACUAAUGAAUUUCAGGAUACAAUAAUAAAAAAUGAAUCCAAGCCAAAUUCAUUGGAUUACGAUGCAUGCAAGACAUCGCAAUUUUCUUUACGUGAUAGUGAAAUCAAAGAUGAAACAGAAGAUUCGAAAGCUGAUGAGUCAGAAGACGUGUUACGAAAAAAUUUCAAAAGUUCUACGGAUCAUCACGAAACAAAUGUAGUUCAAUUCUCUCUAAGUUGCAAUGAAAUGGGUGAUUCCGAAUGUGCAAUCAAGAUAAAACACAAUCAAGUGUCAUUAAAUCUUAUCAGAUCAAGUAAUGUUCAACUCGAAGAUAAAACUGACGAAUCUCAUAUUGAUAUGCCAGAAUGCGCUGUUAAAAAUAAUUCUAAGAGUGAUUCAUUUAAUACUUCUCGACAUAGCGUGGUACAAUUCGCUUUAGGAGAGAGUGAAAUCAAGGUUGAAACCAGGGAUUCUCGAAUUGAAGAGCCACAAGAAGUAAAAAAUAAUAAGCCUAAACGUGAUUCAGUGGAACUGGUGAGAACCAGCACUGUUCAAUUCUCCUUACCUAAUACACAAAUUGGCGAAUGCCAAACCCACAAUUCCUCCGACACCGAUUGUAGUAAGAAUUCUAAAAGUGUGACAUCAAAAAGAAUCAGAUUUGAAGAAUCCACUAGAGUUAAAGGCAGAACAUCAUUAUCGAAAUAUUUUAGAUAUGCCAGAUCAUUCUCUGUGGUAGAAGCAACGGCAUUUGACUACUACAAGAAGAGUCAACCAACAAAUAAGUUGGCUCGGUUAUUUACCGAUGCCACCUUUUAUCUUAUAAUGAUUGUUCAAAGUUCUCACGCCUUUAUAACAACUUUGAACUGGACUAUAAUCAUUGAUUACGCCAGAGACAGAGGUAUUUCGUCCAAUAAAUCUCUUCUUUUUAUUAUGUUCCUUCCUGUUUCGGAAAUUUUGGGCAACUUGAGUUUGAAUUGGAUUACGGAUCGUGGUUUCAUGACAAGAAUAAAUUUCUCUAUGAUUUGCUAUCUUUUAACAGGAAUUGACGUUUUGUACAUUAGCUGGGCUGAUAACUUUAUGCAAAUCAUGAUAGGCAUCAUUCUAUUUGGAGUAUUGUCGGGAGCUCUUCUAACAACAUUUCCCGGAAUAAUUUUUGAGUUUGUGGAUAGAGACUUGCAAAACAUGGCGAUGGCUUCACGUUAUGUAUUCUACACAUUUCUCUGCUUGUCUAAGUCACCUGUUGUAGGAUACUUCAGAGGCACGUUGGGGUCAUAUACUUAUAUCUACUACAUUUUAGCAGGAUUAUGUACAGUUUGUGCAUUCUUUACAAAGCUUACUCCUGUUUUAGUUUCCUUUAGACAAAGAAAUAAAGAGAUUUAAUGAGUGUAGA